Paramecium pentaurelia is the source of this 461-nucleotide messenger RNA. NCBI's taxonomy places the organism in Eukaryota, Ciliophora, Oligohymenophorea, Peniculida, Parameciidae. The record is from the annotation of a GenBank genome assembly.
AUGAUUACUAUUUUAAAGAAUACAUUAAUUAUUUAUUUAGGCCUUCUUGGUCUAAGUAUGAUCAGCGUUUUGUUUAUUUGUUUAGAUUCUGAAUAUGAAAGUCAAUGUCCUUUAAUUGCAAUCAAAAUUUUGAGAAGUCUAUCAGUAAUACCAAUUGUGAAUGAAGUGAAAAUGAUUACAAUUCCAAUAAUCAGAGAGUUACCUCCAAAAUUGAUACGACCAUUAAUUUUAAGUUCAUUGAUGAUGGCCCUUGCUUUCAUCAUCUCUUUGAUUUAUAGUACUCUGUAAUAUUUUGUUUUAAUUUAAAUAGUAAGAUUACUUAUAGUAUAUUAUUGAACUUAUUCUACAUCAUUAUACUAGUUCUUAUAAUAUUAGUAUGCCUUGGUAUUUCAAUGAAUUCCAUGCCUGUACAACCAAAUAUUUAACAAUACUUUGAGUACAUCAAAUUAUUAUAUUAAUGA